Molecule: messenger RNA, 495 nt
Organism: Ciona intestinalis (vase tunicate)
Lineage: Eukaryota; Metazoa; Chordata; Ascidiacea; Phlebobranchia; Cionidae
Source: RefSeq, a predicted model, not a curated record
CUAGCAUAAUCAGUCUGUUAUUCAAAUACGCUUAAUCGCUCUCUUGUUUCAUUUAACUAUACUUUAACAUAACGCAGAUUACUGUAGGAGUUAUUUCAAUUACUAUUGGUCAUUAUGAAGUGGAUUUGGUUUGUGUUGCUUGCAGAAGCUAUGACCGUAGUUGAUUCACAUCGACCGCUGACCAACAGGGGGAGUUAUGAAGUAUUUUCGUUUUCCACGAAAGCUAAAACAAUGGCAGAGGUAGUCUACAGGAUGUGCUUGCCGAAAGUUCCUGAUUACGUUCACGCAACAGCAAGACCGAGCAACACAUCUUUGCCCCACAAGUUUAAUCUGACCAUUCUUGAAAUUAAGAGAGGAACCUUUGUAGUUGAAAUAGAGCGAGUUGAUCAAGCUACAGGGUGGGAUUGGAUGCCGAUAACUGUGGAUUGGUUCUCAUAUAUAGGUACGAAUGUAAAACUAUUACAUCAUCACGAAUGAUAACAUUCUUAUUUAGCU